Molecule: messenger RNA, 807 nt
Organism: Cladocopium goreaui
Lineage: Eukaryota; Dinophyceae; Suessiales; Symbiodiniaceae
Source: the annotation of a GenBank genome assembly
AUGGAGGUGGACCACCAGCCCUUCGCGAUGAUUCGAGAGAUGUCGGGUGAAGUCUUUGCAUCCUUCCCCUUUGAAGGCAUCUUGGGUUUGGCCUUCCCUUCACUGUCCUUCGGUGGUAUCACGCCAUUCUUUGAAAGGGUCAUUGAAAAAAAGCUCUUGAAAAGGAAUGAAUUUGCCUUCUACCUCAACGCAGAUAGCAGCCGCCCCAGCGCCUUACUUUGGGGUGGUGUCGAUAAGGACCUGUAUGAAGGUGACAUCCUGAUGUUCCCCGUGAAGAAAGCGCACUACUGGGCACUGGAGUUGGUCGACUUCAGGAUUGGAAACCGAUCUCUAAUGGAGGAUGAGAAGCACUCAAAGACGAAGUAUUUGAUCGUGGACACUGGUACAACUUACUUCACGGCCCCUGGAUCAAUCUACGAUGAGAUCAUUGCUACCUUGCAAGAGGCACCCUGCCCUCAAGUGGAUUCCUAUGUGCCUUUGACCUAUGUCCUUCGAAGUGGUUCCGGUGACACCUUCAACCUGGAGGUGACUCAGGAAACGUACAUGGUGGCGGAUGACUCGGAGGACUGCCAGCCGGCCUUCAUGAAGUUGGACCUCAAGAAGCAGUAUGGUCCUGCAAUGAUCCUGGGGGAGGUCUUCAUGCGCCACUUCUUCACCGUCUUCAGCCGUGGCAAUGGCGACCUCACAGAGGCCAAGGUGGGCUUUGCCAAGGCGAAGUUGGGAGCCAUGCCCAAGGUAUCUUCCAACAUCGGAUCACUUGUCCAGAUCCAAGAGGCGUCGUUGAUGCGUAGAAACCCCGAACGUUGA